This is a messenger RNA of Lodderomyces oxycetoniae, 840 nucleotides long. RefSeq names its product Nif3p (gene NIF3). The coding region runs from base 1 to 840 and encodes 279 amino acids. The record is from RefSeq and is a predicted model, not a curated record. The transcript has 2 exons. Gene Ontology annotation, cellular component: mitochondrion; cytoplasm. NCBI's taxonomy places the organism in Eukaryota, Fungi, Ascomycota, Pichiomycetes, Serinales, Debaryomycetaceae.
AUGCUACUUUCAAGAGUGAGAUGGCGAGGGCACCUAAACUUGGCUUACUCGAUCCAAAAAUUCUACCCAAUUGCAUUAGCUGAUAAAACAUGGGAUAAUACUGGUUUAUUGGUAGACUCUAGCUAUGAAGACCAAUUGCAGGAGUGCUCUCCCAUUAAGGUGCUUUUAACAAUUGACUUGACACAAUCUGUUGCAGAGGAAGCUGUAAAAAAUAAUGUCAAGUUUAUAAUGGCGUAUCAUCCAUUUAUAUUCCGCGGUUUAAAAUCAAUUACUCAGCAAGAUCCUCAACAGAGAUCUUUGAUUAAGUUGAUCAAGAAUCAAAUCAGUGUUUACUCGCCUCACACAGCUGUAGAUAGCGCGAAUGGCGGAGUCAAUGAUUUUUUAGUCGAUGUCAUUACCAAAAACUUGGCUAUUGAAUCUAGCAAGCCAAUUGAGAAGGAUCUAAACUUUCCAGAAAGCGGUAUGGGGAGAUUUGUUACAUUGAAAACACCCUCCAAAUUGAAGACGCUAGUAGGAAAUGUGAAAUCAGGAUUGAAUCUUCAACAUGUACAAGUUGCCGAGUCAACAAAGGAGAUCAAGACAAUAGCAAUAUGCGCAGGUUCAGGAGGCAGUGUUUUUAAAAACUUUGAAGCUGACUUGUACUUUACUGGAGAAUUAUCUCAUCAUGAAGCUUUAUAUUUCAAAGAGUCUGGAUCAAGUGUCAUUUGCUGUAACCAUUCAAACACCGAACGUGCAUUUUUGGAAAUUAUCAAAAUGCAACUACAAGAGGAGCUAAACUCCGAAAUGGGCGAUCAAGUGAUUAUAAGUGAAACAGAUAGAGACCCUUUCGAAACAUGGUAA